Messenger RNA from Herpailurus yagouaroundi (jaguarundi), 4881 nucleotides. Its product is annotated as caspase recruitment domain-containing protein 11-like. The coding region runs from base 1387 to 2370 and encodes 327 amino acids. Lineage: Eukaryota; Metazoa; Chordata; Mammalia; Carnivora; Felidae. Gene Ontology annotation, biological process: positive regulation of canonical NF-kappaB signal transduction. Gene Ontology annotation, cellular component: cytoplasm. Gene Ontology annotation, molecular function: CARD domain binding. The record is from RefSeq and is a predicted model, not a curated record. The transcript is spliced from 5 exons.
CGGGCCACCAGAGGUCCGUGGGAGAGCGUUCGCGGCAGAGCAAGCCCUCAGAGCCGAAACCUUCAAACGGCACAGAUGCGCCCUCCAGAGAAGGGACACCGGCGGAGGCGCCACGUGGCAGCGUCACGACGAGGGCCACAGACACGAGGCCGAGCUGCGGAAGUCAGGGCCUGUGCCUCCGUUUCCGUGAGCCAGGCAUAGCUCGGCCCCGGUGACGGCAGGCGGGAUGGCGGUCCCCGGAGACGGGUGUUGACCAGGGGGCCGUGAGAGCUCAUCAGGCACAGCGCUUAAGAAGGAUGAGGUUUGCUGCAUGCAUUCCUGCCAGAGUCAAAGCAAAAAACCACCACGGUGGUGGGGAAGGUGUAGCAGGUGUAGCAGUGUAGCAGGUGUAGCAGUCUCACGCUGGUGGAGACCCCGGAUUCGUUCUCUCUAGAAGAACCCUCCCCCCCCACCACCCGAUUGCUUCGUUGUAGCGAGACUCUAGAUCUGUUCGCUGUAGUGGAGAUUGCAGAUCCGCUCGUUGUAGCAGAAACCUCCAUUAGUUCACUCUAUAGGAGACCCCGGAUUCGUUCGCGGUAGCGGAGAACCCGGAUUCGUUCUCUGUAGCGGAGAUCCCGGAUCCGUUCGCGGUAGUAGAGCUCGGGGAUCCAUUUGCUGUAACGGAGACCCCGGAUACAUUUGCUCUAGUAGACACCCCCCUCCCCCACCCGAUUGCUUCGUUGUAGCGGAGACCCUAGAUCUGUUCGCUGUAGUGGAGAUUGCAGAUCCGUUCGUUGUAGCAGGAACCUCGAUUAGUUCACUCUAUAGGAGACCCCGGAUACAUUCGCAUUAGCGGAGAACCCGGAUUCGCUCGCGGUAGCGGAGAUCCCAGAUCCAUUUGCUGUAACAGAGACCCCGGAUACGUUCGCUCUAGUAGACACCGCCCUCCCCCACCCAAUUGCUUCGUUGUAGCAGAGACACUAGAUCUGUUCACUGUAGUGGAGAUUGCAGAUCCGUUCAUUGUAGCAGAAACCUCCGAUUAGUUCACUCUAUAGGAGACCCCGGAUCCGUGCGCGGUAGUGGAGACCCCGGAUUCGUUCUCUGUAGCGGAGACCCCGGAUUCGCUCGCAGUAGCGGAGACCGCGGGUUGUUUGCACCCUAGCACAAAACCUAGCUCUGAGCUCCCUGACAGCCAAGACAAAGAGAGAAAGCCACGAAGGACACCUCGCUCAUCGCGGGGAGUUCCCGCAGCUCUGAGGGGGACGCACCAUAGGGGCGUGUCCUCUGUGGGCGGCGACGGGUGGAUUUGCGCCCCGAAGCGCUUGGCGGCGGGAGGCCCCCGCGACCGCAGGCCGCAUCCCCUCCGCCUCGUGUGCCCCCACAGGGUACCGGAAGCUGCUGAAGGACAUGGAGGAGGGCCUGGUCACGUCCGGGGACUCGUUCUACGUCCGGCUGAACCUGAACAUCUCCAGCCAGCUGGACGCCUGCACCAUGUCGCUCAAGUGCGACGACAUCGUGCACGUCCGGGACACCAUGUACCAGGACAGGCACGAGUGGCUGUGCGCGAGGGUCGACCCUUUCACGGACCAUGACCUCGACGUGGGCACCAUACCCAGCUACAGCCGAGCCCAGCAGCUCCUCCUGGUCAAGCUGCAGCGCCUGAUGCACAGGGGCAGCCGAGAGGAGGCGGACCCCACGCACCACACCCUGAGGGCGCUCCGGAACACCCUGCAGCCUGAAGAGCCGGUUUCCACCAGUGACCCCCGGGUCAGUCCCCGCCUCUCUCGGGCAAGUUUCCUUUUCGGCCAGCUCCUCCAGUUCGUCAGCAGGUCCGAGAACAAGUACAAAAGGAUGAACAGCAACGAGCGGGUCCGCAUCGUCUCGGGGAGCCCGCUGGGGAGCCUGGCCCGGUCAUCGCUGGAUGCCAGCAGGCCCUCGACCGAGAAGCAGGAAGAGCCGGACCCCGAGAGCGAGCUCGGCAAGAACCUCAGCCUGAUCCCCUACAGCCUGGUGCGCGCCUUCUACUGCGAGCGCCGCCGGCCCGUCCUCUUCACGCCCACCGUGCUGGCCAAGGCGCUGGUCCAGAAACUGCUCAACUCCGGAGGCGCCUUGGAGCUCACCAUGUGCAAGCCGGGUGAGUGCGGGCCGGGACCGUCCUCGUGUCCCCCCUCCUGCGUCCCACCAGGCGUGGCAGCAGAGCCUGUGGACCUGCUGUGCCCGGCCGGCGGGGCGGGUCUCGGGCCCGGGGGCCACGCCGGCCCUCUCGGAGCGCCCUGUGGCCCCAGAGCAGGGGAAGCAGGCCUUCACUUCCCCUUUCACGCUGAGGGUUCAGGGCGGAGGUCACAGAGCGUGUCAGGAGACGUGACUUGGGGUCCCCGCUCUGAGCCCUGAGGUUAAGAGGCAGGCCGCCCAUCGCUAGGGCUUCCGUGUCCUGGGUGUGGCUGGGGGACCACGGUCAGAUGCCCUGCACACGGCGCUGAGCCCCAGUCCUGGCUGCGAGCUGGAAUCGUCCUCAGCACUGUCCGUGUUGAAACCACGGACGUCCAGGGCCACCCCGCACCAGCCAGCCGUCAGGUGCCCGGCGGGGUUUAGUUAUGCCGAGAUACACGUAACAAGGAAUGUGCCACGUGGACCGUGUUAAGUGUCCGGUUCAGGGGUAGUAGGUACGUCUAUCUCCAGAACUUUCUCUUCUUCCCGAGCCGAAGCUCCACCCCCACCCCAGGGCCCACCGCUGUCUGUCUCUCUCUGUGAGUCUGUCUCCUCCGGGGAGUCGUAUAGUAUCUGUCCUUUUGCCCCCGGCUCAUGUCGCUCAGCAUCACGUCCUCGAGGUCCACGCGUGUGGUAGCAGGUGCCAGCCCAGUUAUGACCCACGCCAUCCCACGGUGUGGAUGUGCCACAUAGUGUUUCUCCGUCACCCAUCCGUGGACACGUGGGUCGCUCCCGCCUCUCGGCUGUUGUGAAUCCUGUUUGUGAACGUGGGCGAGUGAGCAUCUCUUCAGGCCCCUGUCUCCGGCUCUUGGGGGGCUGGACCCGGAAGCGGGAUGGCUGGCUCCCGUGGCGAUUCCACAUUUUUUGUUCCGUUCCGUUUGAACUUGAAGCUGCCACCCUCGUGUGGCCAGCAGCUGUCACCUCACGUUCCCACGAGCACAUGCCAGGGUCCCAGCUUCUCCCCCCACCUCACCAACGCUUGCUUUCUUUACUGUCAGCCUAGGGGAGGUGAGGGAGGGGCGUCGAGACCAGAAGUCCGUCCUCCGAGGAUCAGUAUACACGUAACAACACGCCCCCGUUUUAAGCGUGCAGUGUUGCAAAUGCCUGCACCCCGUGACCCCAGCCACAGCCAGGAGACGGAGCGUUGCAUCCCCUCAACAGGCUCCCUCGGGCCCCCCUCCAACCCUUGCCCCAGGCACUGUUCAUCUCCUUCCUGUCACACAUUGGUUUUCAUUUUCUAGACUUUUCUGUAAAUGGAACCAUGCCAUGUGGAACCAUUUGCAUCUGGCUCCCUUCACCCCACAUCAUGUUCUAGAACUUGUGGUGUUGUUCCCGCUGCCGAGCUGCGGUCCUGCGGGCAGAGCAGCCUUACCCGUCGGGAGUCCGUGGUGCAGAGCCCCUCCCCCACCCGGAGGUUCUCAUAUGGGCCCCGGGGCUGGAAACACGUGGUACUGAGCGCUCAGAACAGCCCCGGGUGGGGGUGCGGACUCUGUAAGCAUCAGUCAGCACCAGUGUCGGGGUGAGAUGCACCUGAGCAGGAGCAGAACGCCCCUCAUUCCUGGGGGGGUAGCUCUGCAUGCAGUCUUUCACUGGAUGUUGGCAGUGAUGCCCCCCCCAGGUCUCCCGGGAUGCCUGGCCCUGUGGGAAGUGGGAGACGGCACCCCCAGUGUCCGGCCUCCCAUGGUGCAAACCCUCUACAGACCCCGGCCAGGAGGGCCUCCGCGCACAGUGUGGCUGGUGGGAGAGGUGGUGUUCUUGGAGGCGAGUGGUCUCCAGCUGAGGUUGUGCCCCACCCCCCCACCGCGGCUACUGACCUGGGACAGGUCACCCACCUCUCUGUCCCUCACCUGCAAAACCAGCAUAAUGGCGGCCACUUGUGGUGGAAGCAAGAGGCUCGCAGAUGGGCAGAGGUCAAGCCCAGCAUGGGCCCCGGGUUCUCAGCCCCCCAUGUGGAGCAGGCAGGACACAGACAUGGGUCCCUCACCUCUCUGAGCUCCAGCUCCUGCAGCCACCGCGGUAACUACCUCCUUUCUCAGUACGGUCUGAGGUUUGGCAGAGCCUCGUUUGCAAAUCCCACUCAGCUGCUCUGAACUCUGCAGACAUGCCCCGUGUUGCCCUUGGUGCUUUCACAGCCAGGGCGCUGCAGGUGCUGUAGGGCGGGGGUUCUAGGCUGCCUCCGUCCCCCCAAAUCACCCACAGACCUGUAGCACUUCCCCUGCUGGCUCUUCCCCGGAUCCCUUCCAACUCCCUUGUGGUACAUCCUGGAGUGUACAUGCUAAACCUGGCCUAGUGUGGGCUCCCCGGCCAGCCUGGGCUUACGCAGGGAAUUCUAGGCCUGGGCUGACCCCACUCUCCUUUCGUAAAUGGAGAACCUGAGGUCAAGAGAUUGAAGAUAUGUUCAGGGUCACCCAGCAAGUGAAUGAGGUCUCUGGUACAUACCUCCUCCUCCAGGGAGCCUGCCUGCUCUCCUCUCCCCUCCAUUCCUCCUCACUGCUGCCACAAUAAGUACCCAUCACUGCACCUGCUAAAUUGUUGCAUAAUUUUUGUAUCCCACAUUCUUCUUACUACAUAGGUCACACGUUCUCAAGUACAACAACAACUAUGUUUUUGUCAUAUUUUUAUUCUAAAGUCUGGCCCUUAGUAGAUUUUCAGUAAAUACUAAAUUUCAAUAAAAAUUAACUUGAUGGGUGGAUG